AUGUCAUCAUCAUCCUUUUCACAAAUUAGAUCACAAGCAUUAAAUCUAGAAAAUCAAACAGAAUCAUUAUUAUCAAAAUAUUCACAAUACAUUCAACAAUUAUCCCAAUCAUUAGAAAGUUCAACGGAAGAAAAUCAAAUAAAACAACAAAUAAAUGAUUUAUUAACUAAAAGAGAUACAUUAUUACAAAAAUUAAAUAGAAUAAGUGAAUCAUCAACUCAAGAAUUGUCCACAUCGAAAAUCCAACAAAUUCAAAGACAUUCACAAAUCUUAAAAGAUAAUCGAAUAUCAUUUAAUAAGAUAGAUCAAACCAUUCAAGAAGAAAGAAAUCGAAACAAUUUAUUAUUUUCAAUUCAAUCAGAUAUAACUAAUCAUAAAAGAAGAAAUUUACCAGAAGAACAACAAGAAAUAGAUCCAGAUUCUUAUAUUCUAGAAGAAAGUCAAAGAUCAGAUAAUUUAAAUUCUAUAGCAAAUAGAUUAUUACAGGGAGCUUAUUCAACAAGAGAUGAAUUAAUUAAUCAAAGAAAUAUAUUGAGUAAUUCAAAUUUAAAUAUAAUGAGUAAUAUUCAAUCAAUACCUGGUAUUAAUGUUUUGAUAUCAAAAAUUAAUUCAAGAAAGAAAAGAGAUACUCUAAUUUUAGCUGUUAUUAUUGCUGUUUGUAUAUUGUUAUUGUUUUUUGUUUAA
Lodderomyces jiufengensis is the source of this 684-nucleotide messenger RNA. RefSeq lists its product as uncharacterized. Gene Ontology annotation, cellular component: cis-Golgi network; Golgi membrane; SNARE complex. Gene Ontology annotation, molecular function: SNAP receptor activity. Bases 1 to 684 code for a protein of 227 amino acids. Gene Ontology annotation, biological process: vesicle fusion; endoplasmic reticulum to Golgi vesicle-mediated transport. The record is from RefSeq and is a predicted model, not a curated record. The transcript has a single exon. NCBI's taxonomy places the organism in Eukaryota, Fungi, Ascomycota, Pichiomycetes, Serinales, Debaryomycetaceae.